GAGCAGGCAGCGGAAGCCAGCUUGGGGCCAGCCACAGAGCGACAAAGGGAACACAGGUCUCCAUUGCUGAUCAGCUGUGACUAAAGGCUUCCAACCAUCUGACCCUGCAGGCCAUAACACAUAUUCCCAUGCUGUGCUUCUGUUUGCUUUUAGAUGGUCUCUGUACAACCUCCAGGCUGCCACCCUGAAGGUGAAAGCGAUGCCUGGACCUUGAUGUGACUAAUGAUGUCCCCAGCCUAGCUCCAUCUUCCACUUUUCCAUGAUGUUGACCAACUACUCUGCCAACACCUCUUCUACCAACAGCUCUAUUCCCCUGUGUCCUGACUACCGGACCACCCAUCGCCUGCACAUGGUGGUCUACAGCUUGGUGCUGGCUGCAGGGCUCCCCCUCAAUGCGCUGGCCCUCUGGAUCUUCCUGCGUGUUCUGCGAGUACACUCGGUGGUGAGUGUGUACAUGUGCAACCUGGCAGCCAGCGACCUGCUUUUCACCCUCUCACUGCCUGUGCGCAUCUCCUACUACGCACUGCACUACUGGCCCUUCCCCGACCUCCUGUGCCAGACGUCUGGCGCUAUCUUCCAGAUGAACAUGUAUGGCAGCUGCAUCUUCCUGAUGCUUAUCAACUUGGACCGCUAUGCUGCAAUCGUGCACCCGCUCCGUCUGCGCCACAUGCGACAGUCCCGUGUGGCAAGGCGGCUCUGCCUGGGUGUGUGGGCAGUCAUCCUGGUGUUUGCCGUGCCCGCCGCCCGCGUGCACAGGCCCUCGCCUUGCAGCUACCGUAGCAUCGAGGUACGCCUGUGCUUUGAGAGCUUCAGCGAUGAGCUGUGGAAGGGCCGGCUGCUGCCUCUUGUGCUACUGGCCGAGGCCCUGGGCUUUCUGUUGCCCCUGGCGGCCGUGGUCUACUCAUCUGGCCGGGUCUUUUGGACGCUGGCGCGACCAGACGCAACGCAAAGUCAACGGAGGCGGAAGACCGUGCGCCUUCUGCUGGCCAACCUCGUUAUCUUCCUGCUGUGCUUCGUGCCAUACAACGCCACUCUGGCUCUCUAUGGGCUGCUUCGGAGCAACCUAGUGGUGGCCAGCCAGGAGGCCCGCGAUCAGGUGCGCGGGGUGCUGAUGGUGAUGGUGCUGCUGGCCGGCGCCAACUGCGUGCUGGACCCACUAGUGUACUACUUCAGCGCCGAGGGUUUCCGUAACACCCUGCGUGGCCUGGGUACUCCACUCCAGGCCAGGACCUUGGCCAUCAAUGGAGAUAGGGGAACGCUUGCAGAAAGGCCCUCAGAAGCUGCCCACACCACUGGGCUGGAUGCCACCAGUCAGGGGCUACUCCAGCCACCUAACUCCAGGAUGCCCUUCACCGAGGGUCCCCAGGAUUCAACCUUCUGAACGCAUAUCUUGCAAUAGUGCAGUCUAGCACCUCUCUCAUAGGUUUCUGGGGCAGUGUCCAUGAGGGAGAUGCACUGAGCACUUGGACAUCAGAGUGGCAACUCCAGUUCUUGGAUGCAGAUGAGAACAAAAUGUGGAAACAAGGUCACAGGAAAGGAAGAGUGCUGCUAGCAAUCACUUCUUUAAAUUUCUCCAGUCAGUGGGAAGUGAUGCAAUGAGUCUGACCAUGGCUAAGAGCUGGUAGAUGGAAUAGAAAAUGGAUAUCCUGGAUUUAAAUUGCUACAGGGCUAAGAGCUGAAGAGCCCCAGACCUUGGUGGAUCAAGAUACUGAGAAGUUGGUACCAUGGUUUGAAUUCUGUGCUGACCAUAGGGCCAUGGACACCACCAUUCUCACUUCCACCUGGCUUCCCCCUACUCAGCAAUAGGCAUACAAGGGUUUAUUUGAUAUGGAGAGAAUUGGGGGUACCUUAUUAUUGACUUCUAAUGGUUUGUGGGACACCCAGCGUGGGGUGGUCCAGGCAGGGCAAAACUGUGAAUUGAAUUGUUGUACACCCACACUCCACAAAAUCCUAGUUUUUGGUCCCCUGUCUGGGUCAUCCCUUCUCCCUCCACCAUUUUAAGGACCUCCUCCUGGGCUGGGGAGAUAGCUCAGUCGGUAGAGUGCUUGCCUUGUAAACACUAAGGCCCUGGGUUCGAUCCCCGGCACCCAAAAAAAAAAAAAAGGACCUCCUCCUUUCGAGGUCCUCAAUAUCAUCUCUGUUUUCUUUCUUUGUCCAAAGAAAGGAGAACAUUCUUUGUACUAAAGUAUCGGUUCUCAAACUUUUUGGUCUCAGAUCCCUUUACACUCAUAGAAAUUGAGGAUCCCAAGAGCUUUAGCUUGUUCUUUGUUGUUUUGAUACUUACUGAAUUAAAGCUAAUAAGUUUUUAAAAUAGAAGCCCACAUUCCAUUAGCCAAGAGAGUGAUAAUGUCAUCACAUUUCAUGAAGCCUCUGGAAAACUACAUUGUAUACUGGUGAGGAGAAUGAAAAGGAUAAAUAACAUCUUAGUAGUAUUAUGAAAAUAAUUUUGACCUCAUGGACUUCCUCAAAGAGCUGAUCCCUGGAUCACACUUUGAGAACCAUAUUUGUACUAAAGUAUUAAGAAUUCAUUCACAUUAACAUCUUCCCAGGACAUUAUAUAAUAGUGUUUCUUUUUCUUUCUUUCUUUUUCUUCCUUCCUUCCUUUCUUUUUCUUUUUCUUUUUUUUAUGACUGCAGGGACUGCCGUGCUCAACAAAUUAAUUGCUAAUGGUAGUACUUAAGGCUUGGGACUUCCUGGGGGCAGGUAGAAGUUUGUACAUCAAAUGAAACACCACCUUGGGCUCACCAGAGCAGCAGCCCUGGAGGGGGGAGAUGUGGAACCAGACACACACUCAGGAGGAAAAGGUGGGACGCCUCUAGGGGGUGAAAAGGAACUGUGCCACAGUCAGGAGAGAAGAGUAUUCAGGGAAGUAAGAGUGAGAUGAGAGAACAGGAAUAGCCUGUCUGUUCUUAGCAAGUGUUUCCUUCCGUCUUUAUCCAAGUAGGGGGCUGGGAGGACUGCAGAGUUAGCACCCUCACAUCUUUAGACCCUAACAGUAAGAGUUGUUGCUAUGCGUGUCCAGUAUGCAUUUCCAUCCCUAGGUCUCAGUACUGUAUUUUUCUCUCCCUCUCUCUCUCUCUCUGUGAAUGUAUGUUAGACAGUAUUAGGGUUUUCCCAUUCGUUUCUAUGUUUUGGGCUCCAAGUAAGUCUUUUGUGUCUUUAUAUGAGUUGGUGAUUUGCAGGGGUAAAAUGACCCCUGGUGGCCAAGCCAGGUAACUGACCCAGAUUUCUCAAUGAUAGCCUUGAAGUUCCAGCCUUUAUCUGGGUAGAGGUUAGAGCCGGGCCAGUUUGCCUAAAGAAGGCUUGUUUGUUAGCAUCAGCCCCACCUCAAUUCACCCUCAGGGUUCAAGACCCGUCUGUGCCUUUUGUCCUAAGGGCUCAAGCCUCAGCAAACCUCUUUGUUCAAACUCUGAGAACUUUGCCCCAACGAACUGAACUGAGCUUAAUUUUAAAAAAAUAACAUGAAGGGGCCAGGCGGGGUGGCUCAUGCCAGUAAAUUCCACCCACUUGGGAGACUGAGGCAGGAGGAUUGAAAAUUCAAAGCCAGCCUCAGCAAUUUAUUGAGGCCCUAAGUAACUCAGUGAGAUCCUGUCUUUAAACAAAAUAUUUUUAAAAA
This is a messenger RNA of Sciurus carolinensis (gray squirrel), 3616 nucleotides long. It is a transcript of the gene Lpar5, whose product is annotated as lysophosphatidic acid receptor 5. Gene Ontology annotation, cellular component: membrane. The record is from RefSeq and is a predicted model, not a curated record. Gene Ontology annotation, molecular function: G protein-coupled receptor activity. Gene Ontology annotation, biological process: G protein-coupled receptor signaling pathway; behavioral response to pain. Lineage: Eukaryota; Metazoa; Chordata; Mammalia; Rodentia; Sciuridae.